This is a messenger RNA of Letharia columbiana, 1311 nucleotides long. RefSeq lists its product as uncharacterized. Gene Ontology annotation, biological process: nucleolar large rRNA transcription by RNA polymerase I. The record is from RefSeq and is a predicted model, not a curated record. Gene Ontology annotation, molecular function: TBP-class protein binding; RNA polymerase I core promoter sequence-specific DNA binding. The transcript has 2 exons. Gene Ontology annotation, cellular component: RNA polymerase I core factor complex. The coding region runs from base 1 to 1311 and encodes 436 amino acids. NCBI's taxonomy places the organism in Eukaryota, Fungi, Ascomycota, Lecanoromycetes, Lecanorales, Parmeliaceae.
AUGGCAGCUCUCCGCCAACUACUCAAUGCGCGAGGAAUCACCAAGGAUGCAACCACCUCGGAGGAGGACCAGCGACGAGUUGAUGCCAAAAUGCAAGCAAUGGGCUAUUCCAUUUCACCACCAAUACCAACACGACUAAGGUCCAGCAGGAGCGAGGACCAAGGACAGAGACCAUUUCACUCCAAGUUCAACGAGAACGACUUUGCGCAACAUCCUCUGUACCGCGGCGGCGAUCCAAACGGUGCAGAGCACGGCAACUCCUUCGACGACCCUUCUCGUCCCCAACUCUCUCGCUCGGCGACAGAUGAUCAUCUACACCAGAGCUACGCAAUGAACGAUGGCAGGGGUGGGGUGGAUGUGUCAUCGUACUACGAAGAUGGCGAACAAUCGCCUGCACUGUCGCCUGCGUUGAACAAGCACCUCGCACUAAGACCUCUCGACCCGCAUGGGCAACAGCAGCAGCAACAUCCUAGCCAAACCAAACACGGCCGGCAUCGCAGCAGGUCUGCGACAGACGACAAUUUAUACUACGGGGUCGAAAGGGAGAACAAUGCGGUUAGCAAAGAGCACAGGAAGCACAAGCCUAGGCAGGAGUCACUAGCGGGUGGUUCUACGAAGCCGUUGCCAGAGAAGAGGUCAGACGAGACGAUGAAGGAGAGGACGAUGCAGCUUCUCAGAGAUCGUCAACAAACACCCACACAGAACAGCAAUGGCCGAUUCACACCCCAAGCCCUCGUCGUCCCCCACGACGAAGCCACCAAGGUCGCACACACCUUCUCCGGGUCCGACGGCUCCCCCACCGACUCCGCCGGCAACAGUGUCAGCAACAGUAUCAGUGAAGGUGGACACGGGAAGCACGGCCGCAAGCGCUCCAGAGAUUUGGACUACGGCGUACACCAGCUCGCGGAGAUGGACUACCAACAACUGCACAACGAAUCCUUCGAUCACGUUCCUGGCCACAUACCCUACCACGGCCUCCCCGACCCCUCACUCCCUCUCUCCGAACGCCUGCACAACAUAUAUCCGGAUAAGACGCACAAGGAUAAAGCGGCACGGGCAAAAGCUUUCUUUGCCUCUCUCACCAUCGACCAAUAUGAAGAGUGUGGGGAUUUGCUACUCGAUGGGUUCAGAGAUGUGAUGGACCGGCUGAGGCAGGCACGGCAGCAGAAACGAAAAGCGGCGAGGGCGAUGGAAGAGCAGAUCGCGAAGAGGGAGGAGUGGGUUCGGAAGAAGAGGGGGGUGUGCGAGCUGGAGCUCGGAAGACUGAGGAGUGCGGGGACGGCGGUUGUGAAACCUAUCAAGUCGAGAUGA